Plasmodium fragile is the source of this 645-nucleotide messenger RNA. RefSeq names its product GTP-binding nuclear protein Ran. Gene Ontology annotation, biological process: protein import into nucleus; ribosomal subunit export from nucleus. The transcript has 2 exons. The record is from RefSeq and is a predicted model, not a curated record. Gene Ontology annotation, molecular function: GTP binding; GTPase activity. The coding region runs from base 1 to 645 and encodes 214 amino acids. Gene Ontology annotation, cellular component: nucleus; cytoplasm. Lineage: Eukaryota; Apicomplexa; Aconoidasida; Haemosporida; Plasmodiidae.
AUGGACUCGCAAGAAUUCAUACCACAGUAUAAACUCAUUUUAGUUGGGGAUGGUGGUGUAGGAAAAACCACAUUUGUGAAGAGACAUCUUACGGGAGAAUUUGAGAAGAAAUAUAUUCCCACCCUCGGUGUCGAAGUGCACCCAUUGAAAUUUCAAACCAACUUUGGGAAGACCCAAUUUAACGUGUGGGAUACAGCCGGCCAGGAAAAAUUUGGAGGACUCAGAGAUGGCUACUACAUAAAGAGUGAUUGUGCUAUUAUCAUGUUUGACGUAUCAUCCCGUAUCACCUACAAGAACGUGCCCAACUGGUAUAGGGACAUUACUCGAGUUUGUGAAACCAUCCCCAUGGUGUUAGUUGGAAAUAAGGUAGACGUGAAGGACCGACAAGUGAAGUCAAGGCAAAUACAAUUUCACAGGAAAAGAAAUUUGCAAUAUUAUGAUUUGUCUGCAAGAUCCAAUUACAAUUUUGAAAAACCAUUUUUGUGGUUAGCUAGAAGAUUAUCCAACCAGCCAAAUCUGGUAUUCGUGGGCGAGCACGCAAAGGCGCCUGAAUUCCAAAUUGAUCUGAAUAUCGUGCGUGAGGCCGAGAAGGAGUUGGAGCAGGCGGCGGCGGUGGCCAUCGACGAGGAGGACAUUGAGAAUUGA